Protopolystoma xenopodis is the source of this 252-nucleotide messenger RNA. The record is from the annotation of a GenBank genome assembly. Lineage: Eukaryota; Metazoa; Platyhelminthes; Monogenea; Polystomatidea; Polystomatidae.
AUGGAGAAAAUUGGACAGCUAGUAGACUCUGCGAUCGAAAAUCACUGGAUAGACUUCCGCACAAGGGCCAUAUUCGUGGAAUUCAUUGUCUUCAACCCAUCUGUAGGGAUUUUCGGGAUGGUGGCCACCUUGUUCGAGUGGCCCGGCGUCGGUGGAGCACUGGCAAGCUAUCGCAUAGAGCCAGCCGAUAUGAAUACCUUCAGCGGCCAGAGUGGAGGCAACCUUGCAAGUCAGGUGAAAAUACAGAUUUGA